CCCACUGCUGGGCAUAUUAGAGGGCAAACCGGUCUCCCAGACUUUGUUUAAAUCGAAUAUCGAUCAUUAAGUGGAGAAAAUAUAAACGGAAAUUAGUCAUUGAGGGGCUUUACCGCUUAUAUCUGCCAAAAGAGUGCAUUUUGGCAGAUAAAAAUGCCUGACACCUCCCCAUUUUUUCGUAUAUAAAGUCGCGUCUACUCAGACUCCGCUUUGAGACUAUUGUUGCAGAGUGUGCGCAAUUUUGCAGUUUCCUAUUCUCCUUAAAACAACGGUUUCUUUCUGCUUUUUCAAGACAAGCUGAACUGCUGAGAAACCGCUGGAAUUUUUCACUUGAAGAAAGUCGCUAAAUUCGCCAAGUAUUUUUUCUUUCCUGGUUCCAGCUGCCUCGAUCGGGCUGAGAGAGACUGGCAUCUACUCUACCACGCUUCAUCCUCUCUCUCUCUCUCUCUCUCUCUCUCUCUUUCUUGCUCUCUCUUCGUCAUCCUUUAUCUCUUUCCCUCCUCUGCUUUUCUAUCUUGCACCGGAGAAAUCAAAACUAACAAUACAGCUGUUUAACAUUAUUACUCUCCUCAACCUGCACGAUGAAACUGUUGCUUGCUGUGGCCGUAGUUUUUCUUGUUUUAACCGAAGUCUUCUGCGAAGAAGUGGUCCCCAUUGAUGACCUGCGAUACUUGACUGAGAGUAACCAAAUGCAGGAUGAGUGGCUGGCACCGGAUUCAUUUCAAGAAAUCCUUAGACGAAUCACCAGAAAACCUAAGCCCCAUCAGUUUGUAGGUUUAAUGGGGAAAAGAGCAUCAGCCAAUGGACAGAUCACCCGCAAAAGGCAUAAACUGGACUCUUUUGUUGGGCUCAUGGGCAAGAGGAACGAAGAGCCUGAUUCUUCUGAGUGGAGCAUAUUUGAAAAUUAUGAUAAGAGACGCUAGAGCCGCCUUCAACAUGUUCUCAAUUUUGAAUGUCAUUCCUCUAAACUGCCAGAAGACUACGCUGUAUCAGUUCAUUAUGAAAAAGAUUUUUUUAAAUGAUUUAUAAACUAUACUGUUAUCUCUUAAUAAAUAUAUACAUAUAUAUUUUUCACUUUGAGGCAGUGCUACAUGUUCAGUAUUUAUUUUCCAGUUUAAGAAGUCAAAGUGCAGGGUACAGUAUGGGGUUGAAUCGCCAUAGGAAGUGAUGUUAAUGAAUACUGCCAACGUUCAGUGCACAUUUCUGUGGGUUUGUUCUGUUUUGUUCCAAUUUUUUUACAUUUUGUUUCCGUAUUGUUUUCUAGCUAAUAUUCAUGAUAUUUCCCUGGGAAUUACGCACUAGCCAAAUUAUAGAAAAUAGUGCCUCACUCUGUUUUCAUAACUUGUAAUGCAGUUUAAAGUUUUCAAAUAUAUUUGUAUUAUCACAGCAUGUCUUAUUCUUUGUGACUGUACAUUAUUACUUUUAGAACACGGUAUUAGUACUUCAUUUUAGGUAUAGUCGAUUGCUUUGUGAAAUUAGCAAAAUAAAUUCAAAUAUUUUUAAUUAAGCACAGAUCUUUUUUUCUGAAAAAAAAAACAAAACAAAUACUGUAUAUAAUUUUCCUCUCUAUUUACAUCUGCUAAAAACUGUCUUACUUUGUGUCCUCUGCUUUUUAUAUUUAAAGAUUAUUUAGAAAGAAAUAUGUUUUUGUGUAACAAUAUUAUAAGCAAGUAAAAAAAGUUGUUUUGCUUUAUUUUGUC
Polypterus senegalus (gray bichir) is the source of this 1700-nucleotide messenger RNA. Its product is annotated as protachykinin-like. The transcript has 5 exons. Gene Ontology annotation, biological process: tachykinin receptor signaling pathway. Bases 582 to 923 code for a protein of 113 amino acids. The record is from RefSeq and is a predicted model, not a curated record. Lineage: Eukaryota; Metazoa; Chordata; Cladistia; Polypteriformes; Polypteridae.